Messenger RNA from Cuscuta campestris, 2494 nucleotides. Lineage: Eukaryota; Viridiplantae; Streptophyta; Magnoliopsida; Solanales; Convolvulaceae. The record is from the annotation of a GenBank genome assembly.
CUCAAAUACCUCGGGUCCACCCUUUCAACGGAUAAAAACCCUCUCUGGACUCAUCUUCUUCCUCUCGCUACUGAAUCUUAACCCGACCCAAAUUCCGACUGCAAUUUCCCCAAAAUCCUUGUCUCCUUUUCCGGAAUGGCCCCUACAAAUCCCGAAACCUGGACCCAUGAACCCUCAAUUAUCAAGGAGAACGAACUUCGAGAGAUGGCCGCGCUCCUGGGCAAAAGCUUCCGGGUCCGCCAUCCCGAUGCCGUCGGGGGAAUCAGUUUAUCUUACAAUCCGAAUCCCCAAAAAUAUAUGGUCAUGCAUUACCACUCCGUGGAGAAUGGAUUUAGGUUGCCCCUCCACGGCCUGCUCCGCGACCUCUGCCUCCAUUUCGGAUUUGCUCCGGGUCAAUUAACUGCCAACGCGCACAAGUACGUCGCGUCCUUCAUCUUGCGGUGCUGUGCCCUGGACAAAACCCCGAAACUGGACGAAUUCCUUCUCCUCUUUAGUAUCGGUGGUUUCCCCUUUUACAGCCUAUACCCCCAUAACCAUUUUCCCAUUUUUGAGAAGGUUGAGCUCAAGAUCGACAGAUGGUCACUGAAAUACUUCGUUAUUGAGUUUCCGGCUCACAGCCCCAUCGAUCUGCCGGGUGUUGUCCUCCGCCGUUCCAUUUCCCGGACGAAAUUCGCCACAGCAGACUUGGCGGAGGGAGUGUAUAAUGCCUUGAGGGAGAAGGAGGGUUUAAUUUCCCACCACUCUCUCCAAGAUGCUAAACUGUACAAGAAGGCAGGUUUUUACUACCCCCUAGGUCCUGACCCGAUUCCCUUUGAGGGGGUGCCUUCUCCUGAGAGAUCGAAGGCUCCUCCCGUUGCAGAGUCUACCCCGGCUGCGAGCUCUUCUAGGGACCAACCCCAAGGCAACUCCACAGCCUUAACUAUCUACAAAACGGCUACCACCUUGGAGGUCACUCCCAUCUCUGCCAUCCCUGGGCUUAGGAGACCUAUUCCAUCCCAGAAACGACCAAGAGAGGGAGUCACUGAUGAUGACUUCCUACCAAAGAAGAAUAGGGGUGAUAGUAUCUCUGUUUCGCCCAGCCCCCUGUCAACCUCUUCUGGUCCUCAGAACGCUUCUUCUGCUGCCACUCUCGGAAGUUUAGGGCUGGAGUUACCCAACCCGAAAAGUCUGGAUCAUGAGGCAGAUGAACUUCCAGGCCAGGCGUCACUCACAAAACCAGCGGUGCAACCUCAGCUUGAUACAAAUGAUCCCCUCCCUCAAACUGCAUCUGCCCCCCUAGAACUGGAGGAAGAAGCUGAGGGACAGCAGGAACCAGAGUCUUCUCCUGCAGUGGAGAAGGAAGUUGAAGUGCAGACAGAAACGGAAAUCCCCUCCCCAAAGGAGGAUGAGGUUGGAGAGCAGAGGGACGCUGAAGCUCCUUCAGAGAUGGAGAGAGAGACUGAGAAACGACCAGAGCCGGAGGGACAGUGUUCUACGGCCUCACUCCCGGCUCCUAAUAUCCCCAUCCGGCGCAAGUUCACGCCGCUGACCUAUCCCGUUUUUACGGAAGGCUGGGAAAGCUUCUCCCGUGGUCUGAGGUCCCUACAGGCCUCCCAUUGGACCAUCCAGGCAAACCUUGGGAGGAUGAGGGAAUCCGUGCAGGAGCCUACAGCUCCCCAGGCUCGCCCCGACCUGCUUGCCCUCAAUGCCCUGCACCUCAUGGAGCAGGCCCAGCAGUCACUCCUUACCCUGACUGAGGAGUACCUAGGUGGAGCAUCUGGAAACUUUCGGGCUGUUGUGCUCCUGAGGGAGAGGGAUCUGGCUGCCAGGGCCUUACAACAGAAGGUCAACUCCCUGGAACAACAGGUCCGGGUCCUGCAAGAAGAGAAUGCUCGGCUCAAGGUAGAUGGCUCAAUGGAACUUGCAGCUGAGAGAUCAAAGGCCCAGUCCUUGCAAGAGCAGAUUGCCAAUUUCCAAAAGGAGACCCAGGACCUAGAAGUGCAGUUUGACAGAUUCCGGGCACAAAUCUCCAUCCUGGAAUCAAGGGUCUCAGCUUCAGAGGGCCAGGUAGGAAGCCUGAAAGCUGAGUUGGCUGAAAGGGAGUCCAGGAUUUCUGAGCUGGAGAAUUCCCUCCAGGAUGCCAAGCAUGAGAGUUCCCGUUACAAUGAACUCGCCCUGAAGCAGAUGGAAGCAAGACGGCUCGACCUCGAGAAGUUGAAGGGAGAGAGACAGGCUGCAAGUGAGCUCCGGUCAAAGGUGGAUGAACAGGAGAAGAUGAUUGCUGCUCAUCAAGAGGAGGUGGCCACCCUGAUCGCACUUUGGAUGACUUCAUCUCCUACUAUGGGUUACCUCUUCCUCUUUCUCCCCCAGCUUCUCGUGCAGACCCGGGGUCUUGACUUUAUCCUUCUUUGUUGACCGUUAUAUUUUGCUUUGUAAUAUUUGGAUGGUAGUCAAUUGAUAAUACCUGAUGUAAUUUUGUCCAUAUAGACUCCUUCAGUAAAUCUGACUGUUUCCC